CCUCCUCACCACAUAUCAUGCAUCACUCGCUCUCUUACCCCCGUCUCUAUCACAUUGUCACACUCAUCACAACUAAAUGAUAUAAGUCAGUCUCCAACCAUUCAUCACUUGAAUGCCAGAAACAGUGUCAUUUUCGCGAAGUUGGGAAACCAGAAGAACUGCGAUCGGCCUGCAAGCUUCCUGUCACUCCAGUCAUCACAGGCUGUUUUUAGUCAAGAUAAAAGCAAUGCAGACUCUUCCUGUCACAUCUACAGCGUACGUACAAUCCUGAAUAUUGAUCUACCAAUGCAUUCUCUUGAUAAAACGUCGACAAAAGCUCCAACAGCAUCUAGAGUCUGACAGCAAAGGUUCUUCUUCAACCUGAACAUCUCUACUCUACAGUGAACAUUCUCAGAAGACAUGGCUGACAUCGACUACAAAUCAAACACCAACACUGUCCUGAUCCUGCUUUUCGUCCUAUUGGGUCUUGUUGUGUUGCUUUUCUUUCUGUACAAGGUGCUGAACAAGGAGGCCAAAGGAGAAUACACCAUUCGGAGGAUGGUGUAUAAGGAGGGAGGGGUGAGGGACAGGGUGAGGGGUGUAGCCAUCGCUCUGGGGACCCGCAUCGGUAUCCAAAUGUGGCCUCACAGCGGAGCAAGUGAGGAUGAGGAAGAGAUGGAGGAGUUCCACAGCGAGGAGCGACAAAUGGAGCAGGGGAGCAGGAAGGAAGACAGUCACAGUGAUGAGGAGGAGGAGGAGGAAGAGGAGCAGGGAAAAGGAGACGCUUCCAGUUUGGAGAGUUCAGACGGAGGUGAACAAACCAGGCUGGUAGAUGAGACGGAGGCCAAGGGAAGCAAAGAGGAAAAGGAGGAGAAAGUGGGGGAUGGAGAGGGGAAAGGGGAGACGAGUGGGGGGGCUGGGUUGUUGAUAGACCUUAAACAGUUCUCUGGAAGUGCGAUCUGGUCUGAGGAGGAGGGAGGAGAGGGUAAAGACCGAGAUGUGACUGCACUGUAAACACACAUGAUAAAGAUUAGAACAGAACACACUUCUAUUAUACAGUCACAGAAAAAAUGAUUAGACCACCCCUUGUUUUCUUCAAUUUCUUGUUCAAUUUAAUGCCUGGUACAACUAAAGGUACAUUUGUUUGGACAAAUAUAAUGAUAACAACAAAAAUAGU
This is a messenger RNA of Sphaeramia orbicularis (orbiculate cardinalfish), 1156 nucleotides long. RefSeq names its product cilia- and flagella-associated protein 251-like. The record is from RefSeq and is a predicted model, not a curated record. NCBI's taxonomy places the organism in Eukaryota, Metazoa, Chordata, Actinopteri, Kurtiformes, Apogonidae. The transcript is spliced from 4 exons. The coding region runs from base 400 to 993 and encodes 197 amino acids.